GAACCCAAUAGAAUUACAAACCAAUAUUAUUGAUCUUAUCUAAAACUUCAUACGAUCGACUUGCAGUAAAGAAAUCAGUGAGAAAUGUCGGAGCUGUUCAUAAAACAAUCAAAGCAAUAUGCCGAGACUCGGCCAUGCUACCCCGAAGAGCUGUUUGAAUACAUUGCCUCCAAGACCCCUUGUCACGACCUCGCAUGGGAUGUCGGCACCGGCAGUGGCCAGGCUGCCCGAUCCCUAGCCGGGAUCUUCAAGAAUGUGAUAGCCACAGAUACAAGCCAAAAACAACUCGAGUUGGCACCCAAGCUGCCCAAUAUUAGCUACGAACACACCCCUCCUGUCAUGUCAAUAGCCGAGGUUGAACAAAAGUUGACACCAAAAUCAAGUGUUGAUCUGGUGAUCGUUGCUCAGGCCCUCCAUUGGUUUGACCUCCCCAAUUUCUAUCAACAAGUGAAACAUGUACUGAAGAAACCUAAUGGUGUCCUUGCAGCAUGGUGCUAUACAGUGCCUAGGGUUAACAGCAUUGUAGACACCGUCUUUGAUCGUUUUUACACCGUUGAUUCUGAUCCUUACUGGGAUCCAGCACGUAAAUUGGUUGACGACAAGUAUAAGAGUAUCGAAUUUCCAUUUGAGCCGGUGGACGGAGAAGAGAACACAGGACCAUUUGAGUUCGUGACAGAGCAGUUAAUGGAUUUGGAUGGCUUUUUUACAUACAUAAGGUCAUGGUCUGCAUAUCAGACGGCAAAAGAAAAGGGUGUUGAGCUCUUGAGUAGUCAUAUGAUCGAGGCAUUUAAGCAAACUUGGAAUGAAGGUGGAGAUCAUGGUCAGAAGGUUGUCAAGUUUCCAGUCAAUUUAAGAAUUGGAAAAGUGGAGAAGCAAUAUUAAGCUUUCCUAUUUCUAGUUUCUCACGUAAGGUCGAGAGCCUGUCUUUUCACAAUAUUAGAAAAGUGGGGAACUAAGAUUUAAUUUCAGAGGCAUCAUGGUCAAAUAAUUAUUUGCCACAUGUUCAAAAAGUGAUUUGAAGAGAAACAACAUUAUGUUUUUUUCCUACUUUAUUGCUUAAAUAAAUGUGGUUACUUUUUUUUUCUU
Malus domestica (apple) is the source of this 1086-nucleotide messenger RNA. RefSeq lists its product as uncharacterized. Gene Ontology annotation, molecular function: S-adenosylmethionine-dependent methyltransferase activity. Lineage: Eukaryota; Viridiplantae; Streptophyta; Magnoliopsida; Rosales; Rosaceae. The record is from RefSeq and is a predicted model, not a curated record.